Thermothielavioides terrestris NRRL 8126 is the source of this 2692-nucleotide messenger RNA. RefSeq lists its product as uncharacterized. NCBI's taxonomy places the organism in Eukaryota, Fungi, Ascomycota, Sordariomycetes, Sordariales, Chaetomiaceae. The coding region runs from base 73 to 2460 and encodes 795 amino acids. The record is from RefSeq and is a predicted model, not a curated record. The transcript has a single exon. Gene Ontology annotation, molecular function: RNA binding.
UGAGCAAGCGGGAGCUCAGACCAACUCCAAUUGACCACUCCUUUAGAACCGCAAGAACAGGCAGCGCCGACCAUGGGAAAGUCCAGCAAAAAGCGCCAACGCGAGGCCGAGGAGGCGCCCGCCAACCCAGAGGCGGCCUCGGAACAGCAGGCGUCGGACCCGCCGAGCAAGAAGGCCCGCGUCGAGUCGCGCCGGCAGCUCUUCGUGCGCUCGCUGCCGCCGUCGGCCACCAGCGAGUCGCUCGCCGAGUUCUUCUCGCAGCACUACCCCGUCAAGCAUGCCACCGUCGUGCUCGAUCCCAAGACCAAGACCUCGCGCGGCUACGGCUUCGUCUCGUUCGCCGACCCCGAGGACGCCGUCGAGGCCAAGGAGAAGCUCGCCAACGAGCUCUUCGACGGCCGCCGCCUGAAGCUCGACAUCGCCCAGCCGCGCCACCGCGAUGCCGCCAAGUCCGGCCCCGAGGCGGUGUCUCAGGCUGCCGCCGAGAAGCAGAAGCGGGCGGAGGAGCUGGCCGCCGCCCGGAAGCCGCCCAAGCUCAUCAUCCGCAACCUGCCAUGGAGCAUCAAGACGCCCGAGCAGCUGGCGAAGCUGUUCCAGAGCUACGGCAAGGUGAAGUUCGCCGACCUGCCGAACCAGAACGGCAAACUCGCCGGCUUCGGUUUCGUUACGCUACGCGGACGCAAAAACGCCGAGAAGGCGAUGCAGGCCAUCAACGGCAAGGAGAUCGACGGGCGGACGGUCGCCGUGGACUGGGCGGUGGAUAAGCAGACUUGGGAAAAGUUGAAGGACGCGGGCGUCUCGGAAGAGGCUGGGGACGCUGGCAAGAGUCAAAAGGUGAAGAAGUCGAAGAAAAAGACGGAGGACAAGGAGGACGAGGAGGACGAGGAUCCAAAUAUGACCCAAGAAGACCGAGACCUGAUGAACUUCUUCAAGAACUAUGGCGAUAAUUUGGAGGACGAGGACGAUGAGGAUGAGGAUGAGGAGGACGAGAAUAAAGAUGAGCACAAUGAGGAGGAUGCUGAGGAAGAGAGCGAUGAAGAAAGCGAGGACGAAGACGAGGAGGAUGAAGAUGAGCAGGAAGAAGGCCGAGAGGUGUCCGAGGAUGGCGAAUCUGAAGCGUCCGACACAUCGGACGCUGAGGAGGAAACGCCCAAGAAGAAGAAGCUGAUGACGGACAACUCGACGACCCUCUUUAUCCGCAACCUCCCCUACACGACAACCGACGAGACACUCAAGGCCCACUUUUCAAGAUUCGGCCGCGUGAGAUACGCAAGGGUCGUCAUGGACCGCGCUACGGACAAACCAGCCGGCACGGGGUUCGUCUGCUUCUUCAACCUCGACGACUGCAAGGCCUGCCUGAAAGGAGCACCCCGCCACCGCCCAGUCGCGACUCUAGCCAAACACUCAGUGCUGCAGGAUGAGAUGGCCGACCCUGAGGGCAAUUACACGCUCGACGGCCGGAUCCUGCAGGUCGCCCAGGCCGUGUCCAAGGACGAAGCCGCGCGGCUAGCCGAGGAAGCGCCCAGCAAGGGUAAGAAGAAGGACAAGAGAAGGCUGUUCCUGCUGUCCGAAGGCGCAAUCCCCAAAAACUCACCCAUCUACGCCAAGCUCACGCCGGCCGAGAUCAAGAUGCGGGAGGCCAGCGCCAAGCAACGCAAGAAGCUGAUCCAGUCCAAUCCGAGCCUGCACCUCAGCCUGACGCGCCUGGCCAUCCGCAACAUCCCCGGCAACCUGACCUCCAAGGACCUGAAGGCGCUCGCCCGCCAAGCCGUCGUCGGCUUCGCCAAGGACGUCAAGGAAGGGCGCCGGCAGCCGCUCUCCAAGGAGGAGAAGACGCGCGGCGGCGAGCAGGACAAGGAAGCCGAGCGGCGGCGCAAGCAGAAGGGCAAGGGCGUGGUGCGGCAGGCCAAGAUCGUCUUCGAGACGCGCGAGGGCUCCAAGGUGGACGAGAAGACGGGCGCCGGCAAGUCGCGCGGCUACGGCUUCGUCGAGUACACGUCGCACCGCUGGGCGCUCAUGGGCCUGCGCUGGCUGAACGGGCACGCGCUCAAGAACGAGGCCGGCAAGACGCAGCGGCUGAUUGUCGAGUUUGCCAUCGAGAACGCCAACGUCGUGCAGAGGCGGCGCGCCCAGGAGGAGCGCUCCCGGCAGCAGCGGGCCGAGCAGGCUGAGCGCAAUAAGGCCAAGGGAAAGCUGUGGGAAAAGGCGGCCAAAGGAAAGCUGAGGGACAAGGGCAAGGGUGGGAAGGACCGCAAGGACGGAAAAGGUGGUCAGCGGGGAGGUGCUGAAGGCGAAGGGAAGGGCAAGGGCGAGGGCAAGGGCGAAGGCAAGGGCGAGGUGCCGCCGACCAAACAAGGAAAGAAAAAGGCCGACUACAAGCUCGCGAUGAAGACCAAGAUCAUUGCGAGGAAGCGGAUGAUGCGCAAGAAGAAGGCCCGUCAGCGGGCGGGGAAGAAAUAGGGGUAGCUGUUCUUAGGUCGUCAGGGUUGGCGGCGGCGGUCGGGGACAGGUCUGUUGGAGCGGUGAGCUCUAUGACAGCCCGCGUUGGAACCAUUUCUUGCUAUCUCAAAGCUCAGUAUUACUUGGCAAUGGACGCUGAGAUCAUGUGCGAGGUUGACUUUGCAUGCAUGUUCCCUUGACGGUUGUGCCUGGGGCUCCACGCAUCCACAUCACUUCGCCAACUGCAAGCCCG